Messenger RNA from Paramecium tetraurelia, 1260 nucleotides. RefSeq lists its product as uncharacterized. The transcript has 6 exons. Lineage: Eukaryota; Ciliophora; Oligohymenophorea; Peniculida; Parameciidae. The record is from RefSeq and is a predicted model, not a curated record. Gene Ontology annotation, molecular function: phosphoprotein phosphatase activity.
AUGUAUGACAUUGCUUUGAUAUCAUAAGAAUCUUAAUAAGAAAAUAAAGAAGCCUAUUUAGAAAAUCAUAAGAAGUUCUCAGAAUAAUCUUCAUUGAAAACUGAUUAUCUAUCAUCAGAUUGUCAUUAGUAAAAAAACUAAUAAUGGAUGCAUAAAUCCUCCUCGUUGACUCAAAUCUAUCCUUCUUUGGACGAUAACUUAACUUGUAUUUCAUAAACGUCAUCAGUUAUUUCAGUGAAAGAACCAAAGAUACCAAUUGAAACAAACAAGAAAAUUAAGAAACGAAAGAACCAUGCUCAUAGAAAUCUUAAAACAGCUGUCAGUAGAAAAUAGAUUGAAAUGAAAUGUCAAACCGAAAAAAGACCAGAAAAAUCGACUGGGUAGCUUUUACACUAUUUACAUGAGAAAGAUGUAAAAAUUCCAAUUCCAUCAAUUGAAACCAUUAUACAAUAAGAAGCUCUUUUGAGUGAAUAAAUUCUUUCCUAUUCAAACUAUUAAUACUAUAUGCACAAUUUGAUUGGCUAUCUAAUGGGAUCUUUGAAAGACUCUUUUAUGGCUUAAAUGUACAUAAACCAUUUCUCUCAAUUAUACAGUAAUCUGUAAAAAUCAAAAUUAAUUGUGUGCCCAUAACAAUAUUCAUUUUCCAUCAAAAUUUAGCCAUAAAAAAAAAUAUAGAAGACUUUGAUAAUAGAUUUAGAUGAAACAUUAGUACAUUGUAAUGAAUUUAGUUGUUUAAAGAGUGAUUUUUUCAUUCCAUUAGUUUAUGGUGAUAAAAGCUUUUAGGUUGGCAUAAGCAUAAGACCUCACGCAUAAUAAUUCUUAAGGAAUAUGGCUAAGGUCUAUGAGAUCAUAGUAUUCACUGCAUCAAAUCCAGACUAUGCGAACAAAAUUAUUGACUAUCUAGAUCCAGAACAAAACCUUGUAUCCUAUAGGUUGUUUCGAGACGAUUGCAUUCAAAUAUCAAAUAAUUGUCACAUUAAAGACCUAAGAAUUCUUAAUAGGAAUAUGUAAGAUAUUGUCUUAGUUGAUAAUUCUGCUUACUCCUUUGCUUUUUAAAUUGAUAAUGGAAUUCCAAUCAUACCAUAUCUUGAUAACAAGAAUGACAAAGAAUUAUUACAUUUGGAAAAUUACCUCCAUUAUGUGAAUCAAUUUGAUGAUGUUCGUAGUUAAAACAAUAAGAUGUUUAAUUUGAAAAUAGUGUAAAAUUGCAUUUCAAUAGCAGAGGCUAUUAAAUGCUUAGCAGCCUCAAUCUCAAAGUGA